Messenger RNA from Tripterygium wilfordii, 1787 nucleotides. Its product is annotated as protein DETOXIFICATION 27-like. The record is from RefSeq and is a predicted model, not a curated record. Bases 156 to 1655 code for a protein of 499 amino acids. The transcript has 8 exons. Gene Ontology annotation, cellular component: membrane. Gene Ontology annotation, biological process: xenobiotic detoxification by transmembrane export across the plasma membrane. NCBI's taxonomy places the organism in Eukaryota, Viridiplantae, Streptophyta, Magnoliopsida, Celastrales, Celastraceae. Gene Ontology annotation, molecular function: antiporter activity; xenobiotic transmembrane transporter activity.
ACACGAAAUGUGUACAAGUUACGUGCCAAAUCCUCUUUUGUCUAUCGAUUAGCAUCUACACACAUUUUCCCUCUCUCUUAUCUCUUGGCCAAUAUAAACACACACAGAGAGUCAAAAUUAAGGGAGUGCUGGGUUUGUCACUUGUUCUGCUCAAGAUGGGGAAUGUGAACAGAGAUGGCGAUAUCGAUCAGCCUUUAUUGCAACAAUCAUCAUCGAUUGAUUACGUUGAUAUUGAUCAAGAAAACAAGGAUUUUGGAUCAAAGCUCUGGAUUGAAACGAAGAAGCUAUGGCACAUCGUAGGACCUUCCAUUUUCAGCCGGAUAGCCUCUUUCUCUAUGAACAUAAUCACUCAAGCCUUCGCCGGACAUCUUGGCGAUGUUCAGCUCGCUUCCAUCUCCAUCGCCAACACUGUCAUUGUUGGCUUCAAUUUUGGAUUACUGUUAGGAAUGGCAAGUGCGUUAGAGACGCUGUGCGGACAAGCGUUCGGAGCCAAAAGAUACCACAUGUUAGGUGUAUACAUGCAAAGAUCAUGGAUUGUCCUAUUCUUGUGUUGCUUCUUGCUUUUGCCAUUUUACGUUUUUGCCACUCCGAUUCUGAAGCUAUUGGGACAGUCAGAUGAGGUGGCAGAGGAGUCAGGCGUUGUGGCUAUGUGGUUGAUACCUCUUCACUUCAGCUUUGCAUUUCAGUUUCCCCUACAGAGAUUCUUGCAGAGCCAGUUGAAGACACAAGUGAUUGCUUGGGUUUCUUUGGUGGGUUUGGUGAUCAAUGUCUUCACGAGUUGGUUGUUUGUGUAUAAGUUUGAUUUUGGGGUUGUGGGUGCGGCUGUUGCAUUGGAUGUCUCUUGGUGGGCUUUGGUUUUUGGGAUGUUGUGGUAUACUGUGGGUGGUUGGUGUCCUUUGACUUGGACUGGCUUUUCUAUGCAAGCAUUUUCUGGUCUCUGGGAGUUUCUCAAACUCUCUGCUGCUUCUGGCGUCAUGCUUUGCUUGGAGAAUUGGUACUAUCGAAUACUAAUUUUGAUGACUGGUAAUUUAAAGAAUGCCAUGAUUGCCGUAGAUGCCUUGUCAAUCUGCAAUACCAUAAAUGGCUGGGAGAUGAUGAUUCCUCUGGCCUUUUUUGCUGGUGUAGGAGUAAGAGUGGCAAAUGAGUUGGGAGCUGGAAAUGGCAAAGCAGCGAAGUUCGCGACAAAAGUGGCGGUGGCGCAAUCUACAGUGAUCGGACUUAUUUUUUGUGUACUUAUCAUGAUAUUCCGCAAGGAGUUCGCGUUGAUAUUCACCACCAGUACCGAUGUGCUUGAUGAGGUUGAUAAACUGGCCUUCCUCUUGGCCAUCACAAUUCUUCUUAAUAGUGUACAACCAGUUUUAUCAGGAGUGGCUGUGGGGUCUGGAUGGCAAGCUACGGUGGCCUACAUAAACAUUGGUUGUUAUUACGUUAUUGGGCUUCCCCUUGGGUUUCUGAUGGGCUGGGUCUUCCACUUGAGUGUUGAGGGGAUAUGGGGAGGAAUGAUAUUUGGUGGGACAGCUCUUCAGACAGUAAUAUUGGUGUUUAUUACAAUACGAUGUGAUUGGGAAAAAGAGGCUGAAAAGGUCCGGCAGCGAGUGAAAACAUGGUCGAGUCCUAAGUCAGCUGAUGAUGAUGAAUCUGAUGUUAAGCGUUGAUUCAAUUUUCAAUGAAACAACUAUCAUAAUGCAGCACCCUCAGGUCUGGCCGGGACCUAUUUUUUUUGUUGGAAUAUUGUAUGGAUUUUGGAUUAUACAAUUCGAUUUUGCAAUGAUUUUAGUCUCAGAAUA